AUGGCCGUGAUGGAGAAGCUCAAGAUCUUCGUUGUGAAGGAGCCUGUCGUCGCGGCCUCCUGCCUCAUCGCCGGAUUCGGUCUCUUUCUUCCAGCAGUUGUCCGCCCAAUCCUGGAUUCAUGGGAGACCGCGGAAAAAGUUCCUCCACCACCUCUAAAUGAUGUGGUUGCAGGUGUCACCGGCAAGAAAAAGUAG
This is a messenger RNA of Miscanthus lutarioriparius, 195 nucleotides long. NCBI's taxonomy places the organism in Eukaryota, Viridiplantae, Streptophyta, Magnoliopsida, Poales, Poaceae. The record is from the annotation of a GenBank genome assembly.